AUGACUACAUCUACUCAUCGAGAUCAUUUCUUCCAAACUUCUGCAUCCUUGGAGGAACAGGAGAGAAAGGAUGCCAAGUCUCAGAAUUCCAAUGGAAACCCUAUUCGGCUACAGAGCAAGAUUCUAGCUAUCCAUGCCGAUCCAAGGAGUCAAAAGUCUGUCUAUGUUGCGCUAAGUAGUGGAGUGGUUCGUCGAGUGGUACUUGAGACUGGCGAGACUGCCCAAUUAUACAAGGGUCCAACAGCUCCAUUGACAAGUCUGUGUAUCAGCGCAGAUGGUAAACUGUUGUUUGCGGGAUGUUGGGACAAGACCGUGUGGAGCUGGGAUAUUGCCUCAGGCCAACGAAGGCAGAAGUAUGAAGGGCAUGCUGAUUUUGUUCGAGCAGUCAUGUGUGCUCGAUUGAAGGGGAAAGAUUUGCUCAUUACGGGUGGUGCUGAUGCCCAGGUACUCGUCUUCGAUAUUGCAAGCGGUCAGCGAAUUGAGACCUUCAAGGGCCACUCCCGGGGUGUCCAGGACCUCAUUAUUGAUCCCGAGGUAGAUGAAUCCGAAGCCUUGGUGUUCAGUGCGGGAAGCGACCGAGAAAUCCGCCAGUUCAGAAUCUUCGCUGGUGGUGAUUCUGCUGAGCCGCUUCUUCCACAUGAGACCAGUGUCUACAAGCUUUUCUUCGAUCAGGAUGGCGAUCUAUGGACUGUGUCUGCCGAUAAGACAGCUAAGUGCCUGGUACGAGCCGAUGGAUGGAAGCCCAACCUCACUUUAGAACACCCUGACUUUGUCCGGGAUAUUGCUGUCUAUGAGGCCGGUGGGUGGGUGAUCACGGCAUGUCGUGAUGAAGAGGUGCGGGUAUGGCAACGAUCGACUGGUGAGCUCCACCAUGUAUUCUCUGGCCAUUUUGAAGAAGUUACUGGGCUGGUCUUGGUCGGUUCCACUGUGGUCAGUGCUGGCAUUGAUGGCACUAUUCGACAAUGGUCUCUUCAGGCCGAUCAUCUUCAAGAGGCUGUAGAGUUGGCCCAAAAGGGACCUGUGGUGGCUGAAGAUGAGCCUGCUACGGAGUCCAUGCUUACCGAGGAGGAGGAGCGUGAAUUAGCCGAGCUGAUGGGAGAUGAUUAG
Penicillium malachiteum is the source of this 1107-nucleotide messenger RNA. Its product is annotated as WD40 repeat domain-containing protein. Bases 1 to 1107 code for a protein of 368 amino acids. Gene Ontology annotation, molecular function: ubiquitin binding. The transcript has 4 exons. The record is from RefSeq and is a predicted model, not a curated record. Gene Ontology annotation, biological process: proteasome-mediated ubiquitin-dependent protein catabolic process; ubiquitin recycling. Lineage: Eukaryota; Fungi; Ascomycota; Eurotiomycetes; Eurotiales; Aspergillaceae. Gene Ontology annotation, cellular component: cytoplasm; nucleus.